This is a messenger RNA of Verruconis gallopava, 1437 nucleotides long. RefSeq lists its product as uncharacterized. The transcript has a single exon. The coding region runs from base 50 to 1003 and encodes 317 amino acids. The record is from RefSeq and is a predicted model, not a curated record. Gene Ontology annotation, molecular function: protein binding. NCBI's taxonomy places the organism in Eukaryota, Fungi, Ascomycota, Dothideomycetes, Venturiales, Sympoventuriaceae.
ACCUCAAGAAAGUAACUGCUCACACGACAAUUGGUCGCGCGGCCAUAUCAUGCACAAGGUACGAGCAGCCGGCAGCAAGGGUCUCGGAGUCUUUGCGACCAAACUCAUCCCUCGAGGAACUCGCAUCUUUGCUGAACGCCCCAUCUUCGGGAUUCGGAACGGGCAGGGGCCAAAGGACAUCUAUCCAGCUUUUCUGGCGCUGAAUCACGCCGAUAGAGCGACCGUGCUGGGACUCAGCUCGCACGCGACUCACCGGCUUGAGUUCUUGAGGUGGGUGCAUGUGGCAAGGUACACGUUGUCGUCGUGGACGGCUCCAUCCAUCACGAGCCUAAGAGAGCACAAGACCUUGUUGAACGUCUUUCGAAGCAACGCGUUUUCUCUCAAUGCAGAUUCGGAGUACGCGCAAGCCAUCUUUCCUCGGAUCGCCAGGCUGAAUCACGAAUGCGUGCCCAACGCGCAGGCCAACUUCAACGACCAGGCGAACGCCAUGCACGUGCAUACCUUGCGAGACGUGCAGCCCCAUGAGGAGAUCACCUUGUCGUACCUCGACGACUCUGGAGAGAUGAAGACGCUGGACCGCCAGCAGAAGCUCGAGUCAUACGGCUUCGUAUGUGCAUGUCCAAUAUGCGCGGAGGGCCAGCCGUCAGCGAGCGAUAGCGCCAAACGGAGACAAGCCAUCGAUCGUGUCAUGGAAUCUCUCAGCGAACGCGUCUCUCAACAAGAGACGCAAGCCAGCCGGAGCCACGAGCUUGAAGCGCUGAUGGAGAUCAUCGAGUUGAUGCGCGCUGAGGGCUUGGUAGGAAGGGAGCUUGCCGCUCGCUACUUCGCCGCUGCGGAAUGGCACAUGGAGCUGGGUGAUUUGCAGGGCGCUGUCGUCUGUGCCACCAAGGGCCUGGAGAUCGACCAGUAUGCGCUCGGAGAGGACCACGAGACGUACGUGCAGAAUCAGGCCAAAGUCGCCGGAUACACAGAGGCGCUUGCAGCAAUGGGCGCCAGAACGUGACUCGUAGACUCCACGCGCAAAUGAAGCCUGCGCAUGCCCUGCCAUCUGAGCGCGGCUCGGGCCUAGCGACGCCGCCUGUGUCUACUUAGAGCGCUCCUUUAUGCCUUUGGGUCGUCUCCUAUGGAAGCUUUUCCAGACACGUCGUGUCCAGAAUUUGUUCUGAUCGCUCUCUAUCUGAGUCAAACGCUUAGAGUUGUACUAUUGCAGCUUCGCCCAAACUGACCGCAUCUUAACUAAAGGUGCAGCUUGUAUAAUAUCAGAGCGAGUUUUGCGAUCCGACUACUGUUGGUCAAAACUCAGAAGCAAUCUAGAAUGGAAAUCCAUCCACCUAUGUUAAAAGAAAGGCCAACCUGGACGUCGCAAUCCUGGCACGAAUGAAUCUGUCUUCUUUUUUUUUCGAUCUCUUUUGUAUUUCACAAAAAGUCAUAAUUCAA